AUGGCGAACUUAGGAGAGUCUGGAGUAUCAUUGCCGGAGUUAUCAACCGACCAUAAGUCGUAUAGGGGAAUAGUUCUUUGUCGGUAUUGUGCCCCGUUACGCAACGUUAAGACGUUACUUGAAAGUCAGCCACCGCGAAAUGGGAUCGGCCAUUACUGGACCUACGCCGCAAUAAAAGAAUCAGCCGAUGGUGGGUGCAGACUUUGCCAAGUGAUCUUAGAUCCAAAUAAUCAUCGUUACUCCCCUCCGGCGGAUAUCGAGACCUGGGAAGAGAUGGAGUAUAAAAUAGGGUUUUAUCGUGACGAAUUUGGUGGCGGUUCCAACAUGCUUAUGGUCACUUGGUACAGAACAGAAGAACGCUGUGCUGGGAUAGCGCCCUGCCCGUCUCUUAUCUUCUAUUUGAGACUGUUCACAGCUGCUGACGACCCUCUAGCGGAAGUUUACCUAAGCAGACCCUUACAUAGAGCAACAUCUUCUGACUCAUGCUUCGGUAUGGUCGAAACCUGGAUUGACAGGUGCCGAAAUGAACAUGAAAGCUGCGUAUGGCCUGACUCUGGGCCUCUGCCUACUCGAGUUAUUGAUGUUGGUCUCACUAAUGACGCGACGCCAUAUCUGUUAAUCUCAAAUGGCAACAUUGGGCAUUGGGCUACUCUGAGUUAUUCUUGGGGUAGCCAAUUGCCGUUCAAGACAACUCUGGAUAAUCUUGAAGAACGAAAAACCGGGUUUCCACCUGACCAACUAUCUCCCUUGUUUGGGGAUGUCAUCAAGCUUGUCCGCAGACUUAAGAUCCGGUAUUUGUGGAUUGACGCACUUUGCAUCGUUCAAGAUAGCACCGAUGACUGGAGCCGGGAAUCCUCGAAGAUGCACCAGAUUUAUGCAGAAGCUUGCAUUAACAUAACUGCGGCAUGCUCUACUGGAUCCAGUGAUGGCCUUUUCGCUACCGAUCUGAUUUCUGGAUCCGCCCGCGAGUUUUACCGAACUGUGUCAAGCUAUUAUGCACCACGUCCGAACUUAGGGGCCGAUCAAGGACUUCAGAAUAGUAUCAGCCAGCCCAUGAGAUACUGGUACGAUGGAAUAAAUCGAUUCCGAGGACGCCACAUUACAUAUGGGCAAGAUCGUCUCCCUGCUAUCGCGGGAGUUGCCAAGCGCGUUCAACAGCGUACUCGCUACACCUACAAAGCCGGACUGUGGUUGGAAGACAUCCAUAGGGGAUUGCUAUGGAAGACUACCACAUCUAGUCAGCGCUGUCCCACCACUCGUGCACCAAGCUGGAGCUGGGCGUCCAUGACGGGCUGCCUGACUUCUGAACUCUUUGACCCACCUCUCUGGGUCUAUGCCGAAGGCUACCAAGCCACAAUAGACGAUAUCAAAGUAAAAUGCAACGCCGACGAUCCGUUCUCUUUUGUAACAUCCGCAUCUUUGACCCUGACAAGCCUCUGCCAGAUUGUUCCUCGUUCAGAAUACUCCAUCAGUCUAGAAAAAAGGUUACAGUUCAAUAUUGAACUUGACGACCCGUCGGUAGCACUACAGAAUGAUCUCCUUUGCGUUCACAUCGCUAUGUUUCGCCUUUGUUGGCCUGACGAAGACGCAGCCAUACAUGCUUUGCUGCUCGAAGGAACUGGCGUAGAAAAUGAGUAUACACGUAUUGGUCUUGCUAUGAUUCCUGAAUAUGCGGAUAAUGAGGGAGAUUGGAGUACUAGGACUGUGACUAUUGUCUAG
Messenger RNA from Glarea lozoyensis ATCC 20868, 1719 nucleotides. RefSeq lists its product as uncharacterized. The record is from RefSeq and is a predicted model, not a curated record. The coding region runs from base 1 to 1719 and encodes 572 amino acids. The transcript is spliced from 4 exons. Lineage: Eukaryota; Fungi; Ascomycota; Leotiomycetes; Helotiales; Helotiaceae.